AUGAACGAACUAUCCGUAAAUGACGCCUUUGAUGACAUCGAACUUGAGUCUUUUGAUUUCAUUUGGGAAGAAUGGGAAGAGUACAAGGGUGAUGUGCCCUUGUGGCAACAUAUAUUCUGUGGAAGUAUAGCAGGGCUGAUGGAGCACGUUUUUAUGUACCCGCUGGACACGAUUAAAACGUAUAUACAAACGACCGAUCUUCUGAAGGGCAACAGGAGAGCGUACGACAGAUGCAACCUGUACGGACAAAAUGGGAAUGGGAGCAAUGUCAACGGCAUAAAUGCUCACAAAAGUGGCUUUCCUAUGGAUAAGAAAAAUUUUUGCACGUCUAGAGGAGGAUGUGAUGGGUGUAUUUAUAAGAAGACAUGUACUUAUGAUAAUUUUUGUAACAUGAAGAUGAUGGCUCCGUUUAAUAAAAAAGGUGUUUUCCACGCCAGCACACUUGGUGCUACAUCAGAUGGAUUGAGAAAGAGUAAACAAUAUUUGAGACAAUUCCUUUUCUGCGGUUUAAAUGUAGAACAAGGGGGAGUAAUGGCCCAGGUGGUGAAUAAAAAAAGUCAACCGCGUAAAUACCAUAGUAGAGUAAUGAAUAAACACUCUGGUACCGAGAGUAGAAGUGUUAAGCAGGAAAAAUGUGGUAACGGUGAGUAUAACCGAUUGGUCAGAUUAAGAAAGUACCGAGCAUGCAAUUUGUUUGAUAAACCUCCUGGGGGUGUUGGUGACAGCUGCAACGUGGGUAACUCCCAGAAUAUGAAAAUUCAUUCAUUAGCCAGAAGUCCUAGUAGGAUGGGAAGGAAUACCUUAAGUAGGGCUAGAAGCGGAGGAACUGUGCAAGCAAUGCAAGAAAUGAAAAACCUCCAAAGGUUUGGAAUUACUUGCGAUACAUCUACUAGUGCUGCUACGAAAUGUCAGUGUAAAGACAACACAAAUAAAGUCAUAUGUAACAAUCUUAAGAAGGAUGGUUGCCCCUGUUCAGUUGAUCGCACAGAGAUUAAUCAUUUGGGCUCCAAAAAAGUCACAGGGAGAAUUAUUUUCAAGAAGACCGGCAAUGGUGCACCCAUGUGGGGGCGAAAAAGUCAGUACUAUAAAUAUGCUGCAAAUGGAGAAACAGUGAAAAGUUGUAAUCCUGCACAGAAGGGUUACAUUGAAAUGAAGCUACUUCUCCGCAAGGUGGGGGCGAAUCAUGUAAUAAAAAAGAAUUUAAGGGGGAUAAAAAAGAUAAACAAUGUAUUACUAAAUGAUCUUUUGGGAAAAUGUACCCAUAGAACGAGUAGCAGAAGUGGUAACACUCAUUUGGUGCGUGUCGGGUGGAACAGCGGUCUAUCUUUGAGGAGAAUUUUAAAAGGUAGUGAUGUUCCAAGAAUAGCGAAUGAUAAGGGAUAUGUGAUAAGUAAGUCUAACAAACUAGGGAAGGAAACCAAUUUCUCUUUUAUUUUUGCGGAACAGAAAUGCGCAAGUAGUGGCAAUACUGAUGGGCGCAACAAAUUACGGUUAAGUAAUUAUUUGAAGCUGUUCCAAAGGACAAUUAAGAAUCCCCAAUUUGAUCAUUUCCUUCCCAGUGAGGCAUUCAAAAAAAGUUAUAUGUUCCAAAAAAAUGAAUGGAAAAUUUUUACCUCCAUUUUGGAAAAUAUAAAAAAGGGUCUUCUCUCAGCCAAGUGGUAUAAUAGUGGCCUAAGCACAUCAGUGUUAUCUAAUGGCCAAGCAGUGAUAAUGAGGAAGGAUGGCCUAAAUUCUUACUACUCCUUGUUAAGAAACAAUAACAACAUAUUUCGUAAUAACCUGUGUUAUGUAAGCAAAAGUUAUAUUUACAGAAACUUGUUUGACAGAAGUAUUCACUCUUCUUCAUGCAAAAAUAAUUUUUACAAAAAUAGGAACUCCAAUUUUAGCUACUCCAGAUUUAGCAGAAAUGGAAAAAGCUUUAACUUUAUUAGGAGCCUAUUUCCAGAUCUGUCCAACGGUGUGAACAUAAGAACGAGGCAAAACUACAGUUUGAGAAGAAGCAAUAUUUCCAAUCUGUACAAGGGGGUUAAUGUUGUCAUAUUAGGAUGCAUUCCUGCGCAUGCCAUGUAUUUCUCCACAUUUGAAUAUAGUAAAAAAUAUUUCUCCAGUAUAUGCUCUAAGAAUUUGGCUGUCCAAGUACGGGGCAGCGGGGGUAGCCGCCUGGAAGGGGGGAAUGACCAUGUUAAUACGAAGAAAAACAAAGGGGGAAAUUACCACUUGGGAGACCUAAAUUAUUUUGGCAUAGCCGUGUCAGGGUUUUUAGCAACCCUUGCGCAUGAUUUGAUUAUCACCCCCAUAGAUACGCUAAAGCAGAGGUUGCAGUUAGGCAUAAACAAAAAUUCUUUGGAUUCGAUAAAGAUCUUAAGGGAACAUGGAAUCAGGAGUUUAUAUUUAAGUUUGCCAAUAACCCUGCUCAUGAACAUCCCCUACCAAAUUAUUAUGAUAUGUACAAAUGAAAAAAUGAAGAAACUUUACUUCGAGUAUUUUUGCGGCAUGAGUGGGGGGUUGGGUAGGAAUAACAGCCAAGGUGCGUGCAACACUGCUGGGAGUAGUGAUAGGAGUGACUCUGUUGCAGGAGGAGGAGGUACAAACGCAGAAGCAAAGGAAGAGAGCAAAAAUACACCUGCGAGCAAUGGUACGUACCGUCUGCACAAUAGCGAAGCGAAACGCGGUGAAGCAGGCGCUUCUUCGGACAAGUUACUUAGCAGCAUGAAAGAACUUCGCUGCAACAAUGACAAAUUAAUCAACAUGUUCAUUGAGAAGGACACAAAUUCGGUGAAUUAUAUGAGUAAAAGUCGCGGCCAAAAGUACGCUCCAAAUGGGGGGAAACAUGCUUUGCUGACUAGCCAAACAACAUUCGAUGGGGAACAGAUGAACGAGGAAGUUUUAUUUAAAAAUGUAAUGAACAAAUCAGAAAACAGCUCAAUUAAUGACCUUUCGGAAAAAUAUAACCAUAGGAUAGGCGACACGUUUAACUUUACGGGGGCCAAAUGCGAUAAUAUGCAGUUAAAGAAUAUGUGGCUGGGAAACUACAAUAAUAAAGAUGAUAAUAAUAGGAUGAAGAAGAACGAGUUUUUUAACAAACCGUUUAAUCAUAUUACAUCCUAUUUUGUGUGUGCAGGAAUUGGUGGCGGAAUAGCCGCCGUGGUAACAAAUCCACUUGACGUUAUUAAGACGAGGAUUCAGACGGAGUGCAUUAAUGCAAAAGGUUUUAGUUUUUAUCGAGUCGUAUCGAACUUGUAUCAUAAGGAGGGUUUUCGUUGCUUUUUCAAGGGAUCCGUGGCAAGAAUGGCUCUGUGUAUUCCUGCUUCAGCCAUAUCAUGGGGGACGUACGAAACGAUGAAGAGGUUUUUUAAAGUUAACCUCAAUUCGGCCUAG
Molecule: messenger RNA, 3378 nt
Organism: Plasmodium fragile
Lineage: Eukaryota; Apicomplexa; Aconoidasida; Haemosporida; Plasmodiidae
Exons: 1
Coding region: 1-3378 (1125 amino acids)
Biological process (GO): iron import into the mitochondrion
Cellular component (GO): mitochondrial membrane
Molecular function (GO): ferrous iron transmembrane transporter activity
Source: RefSeq, a predicted model, not a curated record